Messenger RNA from Ostrea edulis (European flat oyster), 6984 nucleotides. RefSeq names its product cytoskeleton-associated protein 5-like. The record is from RefSeq and is a predicted model, not a curated record. Bases 145 to 6150 code for a protein of 2001 amino acids. Gene Ontology annotation, molecular function: microtubule plus end polymerase activity; microtubule plus-end binding. Gene Ontology annotation, cellular component: centrosome; kinetochore; spindle pole. The transcript is spliced from 45 exons. NCBI's taxonomy places the organism in Eukaryota, Metazoa, Mollusca, Bivalvia, Ostreida, Ostreidae. Gene Ontology annotation, biological process: microtubule polymerization; centrosome duplication; establishment or maintenance of microtubule cytoskeleton polarity.
UGGCGCUUAUCAUGUGUCAUUUUCGUCCAAUCCAGUAAUGGAAAAUGUAGUUUUCAAAACUUGAACUGUAUAAUAUCAAGAGUAGAAAGUUUGACUUCUCCAGAUAACCAAUUGCAUAAAGGGAGAGAUCAUCAACAAUCCAAAAUGGGCGAUGACAGUGAAUGGAUGAAACUUCCUACAGAGGAAAAAGUCCAGCACAAGGUGUGGAAAGCUCGAAUGGCUGGGUAUGAGGAAGCCAGUAAACUUUUCAGUUCUAUCACUGAUGAAAAAUCACCAGAGUUUACCAAAUAUGCCGGCUUAUUGAAGAAAUUUGUAACAGAUACCAAUGCCUUUGCUCAAGAUAAGGCACUGGAUGCAGUUAUGGCAUUUAUAGAAAAUGCCAGUGUAGCUGGAAGGGUGUGCCAAGAUGUUGUCCAGGGAGUGAUCACCAAGUGUUUUAAUGCCAGCAAACAGAAAACCAAAGAAAAGGGAAUUGAGAUACUGAUGUUGUACAUAGAAAUAGAGAAACAAGACGUAGUACAGGAAUGUUUAAUGGCAGGGCUAGACAAUAAACAACCAAAGAUUGUGAUUACCACCAUUCAGACAAUGCGUAUAGCACUCAGGAACUUUGGAAAUAAAAUCAUGCCCAUUAAACCUCUUGUACCAAAGUUACCCAAACUUUUGGAGGACCGAGAUAAAAAUGUGAGAGAAGAAGCCAAAUCAUUGAUUAUAGAAAUCUACAGAUGGAUAAAGCAAGCCAUCAAACCACAGAUGUCCAACUUCAAUCCCAUACAGGUAUCAGAACUGGAGGACGAGUUUGAGAAGAUUGGAAAUGAGAAGCCUCAGCAGCAAAGGUUUCUGCGCUCACAGCAAGAUCUAAAGGCCAAAAUGGAGGAACAAGUAGCCUCUGGAGGAAGUGGGGAGGUGGCCGAAGAAGAGGCUGAGGAUGAGGUGGAUGCAUAUGAACUCUUGUCGGCUGUGGAUAUUCUGUCCUUGUUACCUAAAGAUUUCUAUGACAAACUCGAGGCUAAAAAGUGGCAGGAAAGAAAGGAAAGCCUGGAGGCACUAGAUAAACUAGCAAGUAAUCCAAAACUGGAAGGUGGAGAUUAUGGGCAGCUUGUCAGAGCUCUACAUAAGGUCAUCGCCAAGGAUACCAACGUCAUGUUGGUGGCUCUGGGUGGAAAAUGUUUGGCAGGAAUCGCUAAAGGAUUACGCAAAAAGUUCACUCCGUAUGCCGUCAGUACUGUGCAAUGUAUCCUGGAGAAAUUCAAGGAGAAGAAACAGAUGGUUGUGGUGCCCCUGCGGGAGUGUAUAGAUGCUGCCUAUCCAUGGAUUACAUUGGAAUCUGUACAAGAAGACAUAGUGGCUGCUCUGGAUAAUAAGAAUCCCUCCAUGAAAGCUGAAACAGCCAGUUUUCUGGCCAGGUGCUUUUCCAAAAGUACCAUGAGUACACUGCCCAAAAAACUACUGAAGGUGUUCUGUACAAGUCUAAUGAAGACUGUAUCGGACACAACACUGGAGGUUAGAGAGGCGUCCUUCCUAGCUAUUGGCACUGCAAUGAAGGUUGUGUCUGAGAAACAUAUGAUGCCCUUCCUGGUGGAUGUGGAUAGCAUUAAAAUGCAAAAGAUUAAAGAAUGUUGUGAUUCUGUUGUGUUACUAAACAUGAAAGGAGAGCCAAGAUCAGGACAGGCAGCUAGCAAACCAGCUGACAAUCAGCCCAAACCAGUUCAGAGACCAGCCACAGCUGCCACAGCAGCUGCCAAGGCCCCUGGUUCACGUCCCUCUACAGCGCCGUCAGGUGGGAAAAAGGCUGCAGGAGGAGCAUCAAAGAAAGCAGCAGGGAAAGGCAAAGGAUCAAAGAAAGGAUCUGCGGGUGGAUCCAAGGAUGAAAUCACGGAACCUAUACUAUCGGAUGAGGCUGUAGAUGAGAAAGCAGAAGCUUUGUUUACUGCGGAUGUCCUGAAGCAACUCGUCAGUGCCAACUGGAAGGAGAGGCUGGAUGCGAUUCAAAAAGUCACAGAAAUUGUGAAGGGCACAAGUAAGGAGGAGUUGAAGACACAGGUGGUGGUGAGGACUGUCGCCAAAAAACCAGGUCUGAAGGAUAACAACUUUCAGGUGCUGAAGGUUAAGGUGGAGUUGAUUGCACAUCUGGGCAAAAAUACUGUGUUCACCAAAAUGUCUGCUGGAUUUGUACUUGCUGACCUUGUGGACAAAAUUGGAGAUGUGAAGAACGGUGCUGCUGUGCGAGAAGCCCUUAGUUGUAUAGCUGAGGCUUGUUCUAUGGAGUUUGUCGGCAAAGAGGUGAUCACAUUGGCUUUUGAGCAGAAGAAUCCAAAGAAUCAGUUGGAAUCCCUCAACUGGCUGUCUUCUGCCAUUAAAGAGUUUGGUCUGAAAAUAAAUGUGAAGUUGCUGAUUGAAAAUAUAAAGAAAUCAUUUGCUCACACAAAUCCUGCUGUGAGGUCUGCUGGGAUCAGCUUGUGUGGUAUCAUCUACAUGUACAUGGGUCAGAACUUCAGGGUCAUGUUUGAAACAGAAAAACCAGCACUUCUAAAAGAAUUAGAUGCAGAAAUAGAAAAGGUGAAGGGAGAGAAGCCCCCAGCCCCAACCAGAGGUGUCGCCCCAGGAGGCGAUGCAAAUGAGGAAGAUGAUGCAGAUGGUGCAGACCAAGACGACAAAGAUGAUGACAAAAUAGUUGACUCAUUGCCAAGGACUGACAUCAGUGAGAGGAUUACUCCAGAGCUGGUCAAUGAGUUGGCAGACAAGAAUUGGAAGAUACGGAAGGAGGCACUGGAGAAAAUAGAGACUAUUCUAAAGGAAGCCCCAUUUGUGUCUGCAAGUCUAGGACCUCUGCCAGAGGCUCUCAAACUGAGACUGAAUGACAAUAACAAAAUUCUGAUUGGUACCACCCUUGGAAUCUGUUCCUCACUGGGUACAAAGCUGGGGCCCCACUGUAAAGCGCACAUCCGAGUGAUCGGACCAGCCCUCAUCAGCUGUUUUGGAGACAGUAAACCUAACCUGAGAGUGUCCGCCGUGUCGACACUGAAUGUGUGGAUGGAGAACUGUAAUCUGGUGCCUCUCGUGGAACAGGAGACUCUGAGUGACGCACUGAAAUUGGAGAACCCUAAUCUCAGACAGGAGUUGCUGGGGUGGCUGAGUGAAAAGUUGCCGAAUCACAAACCUCUUCCUUCAGAGUUUAAGCUUUGUAUUCCCCACCUGUUGUCAUGUCUGGAGGAUCGUAAUGCAGAGGUCCGCAAAAAGGCUCAGGAUGCUGUUGUUCCCUUCAUGAUUCACACCGGAUAUGACUCCGUCUUCAGAGCUUGUUCCAAACUCAAGCCUGCAUCCAAAGAUCAGAUAAUGGCAAUUAUUGAGAAAGCCAAGGCCAAUCUGCCUGCCAAACCAACAAAGGCCAAGAAAGCCACUUCAAGCAAGGCUGCUGCUGCCCCGGUGGUGAUGGAUGAUAUGGAGGAUGAGAUUAAAGCCCCCAGCAGGCCACUGUCUACAGCCUCAUCCGAGGGAGGGGCAGAGACCAAAACAGAGAGCAAGGCAAAGAUAGGCAAAGGGAAGGCCAAAGCUCCUCCAGCAGCUACAAGCAAGAAAAAGAAAGAGGAAGACACUAGUCCACCCAUGAACCUUACAGUCCCUAAAGAGAAGAGAUUCAAGGACGAAAAGAGUCUCAAGAUUCUGAAGUGGAACUUUAUUCAGCUGACUGGGGAGUAUACCGAGCAGCUAACACUGCAGAUGGAGAAGAACUUCAGUAAGGGCAUGAUGGAGAUGAUGUACAAUGUGGACUUCAAACAGCAUAUCAAGGCUAUAGAGAUUCUUAUAAAGAGCCUUGAUUCUCUAAGAGAUGAGACUGUGGGUAAUCUGGACUUAAUCUUGAAGUGGUUCACUGUUCGUUUUCUGGAUACCAACCCCAGUAUGCUGAACAAAGCUUUGGAAUACCUAAGGAGAGCUUUCACAAUGCUGGUGGACAUGGACUACAGCCUGCAUGAAUACGAGGCCUGCUCCUUCAUCCCAUACUUCAUCGUCAAGGUUGGAGAUGCAAAAGACAAUGUCAGAAAGGAUGUUAGGGGCAUUAUAAAGAUUCUGUACAAGCUUUAUCCAGUCAGCAAGAUCUUUGUCUUCCUCAUGGACGGCAUUAAAUCCAAAAACUCCAAACAAAGGAUGGAAUGCAUAGAGGAGCUUGGGAAUUUAAUAGAGUCCUAUGGUAUAUCUGUAUGCCAGCCUAGUCCUGGAGUAGCUGUGAAAAACAUUGCUGGUCAGAUUGGUGACCGAGAUAACGGAGUGAGGAAUGCAGCGCUGAAUGCUGCGGUCCAGGCCUACAUGGAAGUGGGGGAGAACCAGUUUUAUAAAUUAACUGGAAAUCUAAAUGACAAAGACCAGAGCCUUCUUGAUGAGAGAAUUAAAAGAUCAUUAAAAAAUAAACCUGCUCCAAAAGCUAAGGAGGAAGAACGGCCAAAAACAGCACCUACACAACCCCAGCGAUCUGCCUCUCAGUCGCAGAUCCAGAGGCCAACCUCUGCUUUACCGAAGUCUGCAUCCUCCAGCUCGAUGAAGAAGACCUACCUCACAGACUUUGAGUAUGAGAAAACUCAGAUGGAGAUGCCGGAACUGAAACAGUUUGAUCUUGAUGAAAUCUUCCAGCCAGUAAAAUUGCCCAAAAUAAAUCGUGCUAGGGACCCCUCACCAAUGACACGAGUAAGCCCAGCAGACGCCUCAGCUACUAUAGGAGUAGUUAUUGCUCAGAUCACAAGCACAGACAUCUUAACAUGUAUCCAGGCUCUUGCUCAGAUUGAUGAGCUGUUGAAGGAUGAGGAACAUGCUCGACUACUUGGCAGCCAUAUGGAUCAAUUGAUGCUGCACAUCUCCAUGCAGUUUAGGAUGACUCUUUCGACACACAUAAACAAUGAAGAUGUUGCUAAAGAGGAAGUGAUCAGACUGUGCAGGUGUCAGCUGGGAACACUGCUCGCUCUGACUCAGAAACCUUUCCUAGCCACGAAGACAUCCAAGGACAUCUUAAAAGAUCUGUUCAACAGCUUGAUAACAAUCCUACUGGAUCAGCGCCUGAGUCUGCUUCACGACGGGCCACAGGUGGUCCGGUCUGUCAAUGUGAUGAUCGUUAAAAUCAUGGAGAAGUCGGACUACACCAGCACUACGUGUGCUCUCAUCAAAUCACUGCAGGAAAGCGUUGCCAGUGAGACGUGCUCACCCAAGUUUUUGGACCUUAUCAUGAAGUGUAUCUGGAAGAUGAUUAAAAUGAUCCCAGAGAUCAUCAAUGACCUUGCGGUGGACCGAAUCCUUUUAGAGACCCAUUUGUUCCUGAGGAACUUCCCAACCAGUACCUGGAAGAACCGCACUAGUGACCUGCCCCUGCGAACCAUUAAAACUGUGAUACAUACACUCGCCAUGCUGAAAGGUGCCAAGAUUCUGGGACAAUUAAAUUUGAUAGAUGCCUCCGAGAAUUCAGAGGUCAAAAUGUUUUUGCAAAAGAGCCUGAAAAAAGAUCCUAAUGCAAGAAAUGAAAUGAAUGGAACAUCGGAUGAUACUGACUCCGUUAAGAGUCACCAAAAACCAAAGAAAUUAAAUAAAAGUACACAUGAUAUGUUGGCAGAGAUUUUCAAGAAAAUAGGAUCAAAGGAAAACACGAUUGAGGGAUUAAAUAACCUGUAUGACUUCAAGAAAAAGCAUCCGGAGGCAGACUUAGACCCCUUCCUGAAGAUGUCAUCUCAGUACUUCCAGAAUUAUAUUGAGCGAGGACUUAAAAAUAUUGAGCGAGAACGUGAGGGGAAAAUGCCUUCACAGACAGAAUCCAUGGGUUUUAGUGCCACAGACUACUCAAGAAAGACAGCACCUACCACAACAUCAGCAGAGGAGAUGGACAUAAAUUUCUACAUGGACAAAUUACGAUCACUGCGUGCAAAAUGUGGACUGGAGAACACAGAUCCUUCUAAACAAGAGAAUGUUGUGUCUAAGAAAGAGGACAAACCAGAAAAAUUUGCUUCAGAGGAAAAAGAUGAAAAUGUUGAGAUCUGUGUAAAGCCAGUGUUGUCAUCCUCUGAGAAUCGUGAAAAUAACCCAUCAGCAUCCAGUGUUAAUAACUCUGCCACCUCAGCCAAUGUGUCAGAACUUAAACUGAGACUAGAGCGUAUUAAAAAGCUAUCCAAAAGUUGAAAAUUGGGGAGUUCAAAACUGAAAGUGUUCUAAUAAUGAACUUACCGUGCUUUUGCUGUUUAUAAGUUCAUUGAUCAAUUGGAAAAAAUAGUCUGCCAGAGAUGGGACAGAGAAUGUUAUUUAUUUAGUAUAAAUGAUAUGGACAUGCCUUAGUAUGCUGGACAGAGUGCUUUAUUUUUGCCAAUGUUUAAGUAUUACAAAUGCAUGCCAUUCUUAUUCAUGUUGUAACUGUAGACUGUGAAAUGCAAAAAAACAUUGUUCUUUGAUAUUUAAUGCAGAAUAAUGCUCUGUGGUCCUAGCACAGUUGAGUUUGUGUGUAGAAGUGAACUGUUACUGCAGUUGAAUCUGUAUAAAGUGAUUACUGGCUGACUGUUCACAGACAUUACGGACUCUGUCCUUUGUGAUGUAGAGCAUUUUCUUGUUUUAAAGAUUAUGCAUAUGUCUUUUAAAAAUGUUUUAACCAUGUUCCAUAUAACAUGCAAUGUGUGAAUCAUUACAACAUUCUCAGGUUUUCAGUUAAUGACAGUAUGUAACAAAAAUAUUGUUCAAAGAAUGAAAUCCAUGAAUUUUUUGUGGAUGUUUCUUCACAUCCUGUCAUACACCGAUUUUCUUCCUAUAUCUGUUUCUUUUCUCCUACUUUCACUUUGUUAGUGCCCUGUCUGAUGCCCGUGAUUCUGCAUUGUGAGUGAUAAUGUGUUAGUGUUGUGUUUCAAUGUUGAUGCUUUGGUGUCUGAGAGAUAACAUUUUUUGAGAAUGUAAAAAAAUAAUAAAAAGAAAAUGGGUACCCAGUGAGGAAAUGUUCAAGUCAGAACAAAAAAUAAAUUGUGAAGUCAA